AUGAAAGAUAAGUUCCGCUUUAAAUUUGGAAAUAUCGCUUCAAGUGACACAGCUGAUGUCACUUUAAUGAUGGAUUAUAAUCCACUCGAUUUUGGUAAAAUGAGUUGCAGACAAUCACUGGUUUAAAGCAAAGUUUAUAACUCUCAUAGUUUCAUCGGAUUAUACAGAUGCUUUAGAGUUUCUGUUUAAAAAAUUAUCUUCGAUAUAAAGUGUCUAUUUGGUAAUCAUGAAGCAGUAAAGGAUAUGAUCCUUAUACAUUCAUUGAUCGGUAACAUUUUGCUUAAUUGUCACUGA
Molecule: messenger RNA, 294 nt
Organism: Paramecium tetraurelia
Lineage: Eukaryota; Ciliophora; Oligohymenophorea; Peniculida; Parameciidae
Exons: 1
Source: RefSeq, a predicted model, not a curated record